Molecule: messenger RNA, 394 nt
Organism: Schistosoma guineensis
Lineage: Eukaryota; Metazoa; Platyhelminthes; Trematoda; Strigeidida; Schistosomatidae
Source: the annotation of a GenBank genome assembly
AUGAGAAAGUCAAAUGAAUACAUCUCCGUUUUAUUCGCAGUAGUGAUCGUAUUCGCAUCAACACACAAAGUAAAUGGACGGUACGAACCUGCAUAUUUGGAAACGAAUAUGGUUGGAAGGGAUACAAAUACAAAUACGUUUCGCGUUAUUCAAGAGCAGACGGCAGCUAUGGCUUUCGAAUGGAAACCAAUGAAACACAAAAAUUUCGAUUAUGUCUAUUUGGUUCUAAACGUAUACCUUUGGCCCGAUGAAACGGUGAGAGUUUACAAAGGCAAUAUAGGUUUAUUAGAAGCUAUUGGACAACCGUGUGAAGCGUCGACACUUCGUGCAGAAGGCUACAACACAAACUAUUUUUAUUCUAACUUCCAGACCUAUUAUAUGACAUACAAAAGAA